UGAGUUUCAAACUUAACGUUUCCCGCCCAUUACACCCACCUUCUUUAUUAGCCCUAAUUUCUCAUUCUCCCCCAAUUCAACACAUUUCCACUCUGAUCUUCUCAGAAAUCAACACACUUUCUGUCAUGGAAGACACUCUCAAAGAUCAAACAUCUGUCUCCGGAACCAAAGGUGGCAAAUCGUCUAAGCUUCUUAGGUAUCCUCUCAGAUCUGCAUCGAAACCCAAGGAUGAUAAGCUUUCGGCUUCUUCUCCGUCGAUAGCUUCUGCUUCUAGAAGGGGAAAACCUGCGUCAAGUGUGAGUCAAAGUGUCGAUGUGCUUGAAACGUCUGCCAAAGAGAAAUCUGCUAAACCUCCUAGGAGGCUUUCCAUCCCCAGCAAGCCAAUUGCCAGUCCUGCCACUAAAUCAGUUGGCUACAUCACUCCAAUAUCCGAAGCUAGAGCUAAAAGGACCAGCGUUAUCAAGGGUAAAAGCGUCACACCAGGUUCAGAUGUUUCAAGAUCCUUAAGUCAAAGAAAGUUCACUGUUUUGUCUUCAGCUUCAUAUUGGCUCUCUCACAUUAAACUGUCUGAAGCUGCUGGAAAACAUCAGUUAUCACUCGGGUUUUUCAAGCUUGCUCUUGAUGCAGGGUGUGAGAAUGUUCAGCUAUUGAAAGAUGAGCUAAAGUCGUAUGCUUGCCGCCACAAUCUUGGAGAAUCUGCAAAAGAAGUGUUUGACGGUUAUGGCAUACAAGAAAGCGUUGAACAGCUGCAAGCUUCUGUAACGUGUUCCCACGUGCCAGAAGACGAUGAUGCACAUAGCUUGUCUUCUGCUACUGGAGCUUCAAAACUAAAACCGAAAUCCUUAACUAACAGUGCCAGCUCAGUAGCAAAGGAAUCAGUUAGAGAAGCUACACAAAAGAGUCAUUCUGUAUCGAAAACUAAAGCUCCAAUGAUCAAGAAGAUCGAAAAGAAUGGGAAGAAGACAAUCAAACAAGAAUCUAACAAAGAGAAACAAAAGGUUAAGACCGACCCAAUGAAACCGGCUGAUGAAAAAGCUCAAUUGGACACCUCUCCUAAUGAGGCAGUGAUAGAAGAAAAUAAAGAGAACAUGGAUGCUCCUCCUCUUCCUCAAGUGGAAGAGGUGAGCUUGGAGGCUUGAAGAAUGGUAUAAAAUAUGAACAUGAAGCUUUGCGUGAAGAUAUCUAAAGUUUUUACGUUGUUUGGUCAUGUCUUCAAUGUUUUACUGGAGGCUUUUCCUUUGUAUAGAUGGAUAGUAGGUGUGGUGUGCAAAUUCAUAACUAUGGAUUUUUUGUUUUAUUUUAUGUUUUGUUAUUUGCUUGUUGGAUGAUUGUUCAGUGGUAUGUUGGGAUUCAUAUACUGCUAGUCUUGUUUUUCUCAACUUGUGAGAUGUAUU
Molecule: messenger RNA, 1394 nt
Organism: Helianthus annuus (common sunflower)
Lineage: Eukaryota; Viridiplantae; Streptophyta; Magnoliopsida; Asterales; Asteraceae
Exons: 6
Coding region: 126-1139 (337 amino acids)
Source: RefSeq, a predicted model, not a curated record